Hordeum vulgare subsp. vulgare (domesticated barley) is the source of this 1306-nucleotide messenger RNA. Its product is annotated as probable low-specificity L-threonine aldolase 2. The record is from RefSeq and is a predicted model, not a curated record. Gene Ontology annotation, molecular function: L-allo-threonine aldolase activity. Gene Ontology annotation, biological process: L-threonine catabolic process; glycine biosynthetic process. Lineage: Eukaryota; Viridiplantae; Streptophyta; Magnoliopsida; Poales; Poaceae. Gene Ontology annotation, cellular component: cytosol. The transcript is spliced from 9 exons. The coding region runs from base 173 to 1282 and encodes 369 amino acids.
UAGAAAGCAACGGCACAACGCUUUGUAGGUGAAGGUCGCCUCGUCCAGCUCCUCUCCUCUCCUCUCCUCUUCUUCUAGCCGCCUCUAUAAAUCAAGCACGACUCGUCCUCGGCGGCAACGUACUGCCCUCCACUCACUCUUGGUCCGGCCGGCGCCUCACAAGUCAGAAAGAAUGGCGACCAAGGCGGUGGACCUCCGCUCGGACACGGUGACCAAGCCCUCGGAAGCCAUGCGCGCCGCCAUGGCCGCGGCGGACGUGGAGGACGACAUCCUGGGCUCGGACCCGACGGCGCGCCGCUUCGAGGCGGAGAUGGCCCGGAUCAUGGGCAAGGAGGCCGCGCUGUUCGUGCCGUCCGGCACCAUGGCCAACCUCAUAUCCGUCCUCGUGCACUGCGACACAAGGGGCAGCGAGGUCAUCCUCGGCGACAACUCCCACAUCCACGUCUACGAGCACGGCGGCAUCUCCACCCUCGGCGGCGUCCACCCCAAGACCAUCCCCAACGACCCCGACGGCACCAUGGACAUCGAUAAAAUCGUUGCCGCCGUCAGGAGUCGGGAUGGGUCGCUCUACUAUCCCAUCACCAGGCUCGUGUGCUUGGAGAACACACAAGGAAAUUGUGGAGGAAAGUGUCUGUCUGUGGAGUACACCGACAAGGUUGGUGAAGUUGCUAAAACCCAUGGCCUCAAGCUUCAUAUUGACGGAGCUCGUAUUUUCAAUGCCUCGGCGGCACUUGGGGUUCCUGUUGAUAGACUUGUGAGGGCUGCUGAUUCGGUUUCGGUAGGCCUAGCAAAAGGGAUAGGUGCUCCUAUUGGAUCAGUUAUUGUCGGUUCCAAGGCCUUCAUACACAAGGCUACAAUUCUUAGGAAGACACUAGGUGGUGGCAUAAGGCAGGUAGGAAUUCUUUGUGCUGCGGCCGAAGUUGCAGUCCGCGACACCGUGGGCAAGCUUGCGGACGACCAUAGGAAGGCUAAAGUCUUAGCAGAUGGACUGAAGAAAAUUGAACAUUUUACAGUUGAUUUAGCUUCAGUGGAGACCAAUUUGGUAUUCUUUGAUAUGGCGGAUGCACGCAUAUCACCUGCUAAAUUGUGUCAAAUUCUGGAACAACGCAAUGUGCUUGCAACGCCAAUAGGCUCCAAGAGUGUCAGACUUGCGGUACACUACCAAAUUUCAGACGGUGAUGUCCAAUAUACUUUGAAAUGUAUUGAGGAAGCCGUGGAGGAAAUUCUGACAUGCGAUGCUAAACUGGAUCAUCUGACGAACGGCGCUACCACGAAUUCAUAAGGGCACUAGUUGCUGGCUAGGCCA